CACAAUACAUACUGGUUAACAUCUUCAACCAAUGGCGUUUCUGCGCAAGGCAACCUAGGAUCGACGCAUCGCGGUAGUCGUAAUUUCAGACAGUUCGUGCCCCGUUUUUACGCCAUUAUGGAUUCGUUAGCAAAUUACGCUAGUGACGGGGACAAUAGUAAUAAUUCAGAAGAUCCAAAGCUGCAGGUUUGCUAUAAACCUACCAAUCAAAGCGUUUACUUAACAUACAAAUUACAUGUAACCACUACACUCAUUUGUAUAAUUAUACCAUAUGGGAUGCAUGGUGAUACCAAUAAAAGGGCCAGUGACGCUAACUACGACCCAGUACAAAUGGACAUGAGUGAGGAAAGCAACAACAACAAUUCGUCCAGGGAAUCCAGUAGUGAAAGGGCACAUAGUCCAGCAGCACAAUCAAAAAUAGAUUCAUCCCGAACAUUACCUUCCCUCUCAGACCAGAGGCGAUCUGAUCAUGAGAAUCAUACAGCAAACUCAAAAGACGAGCACAAACGAGGAGAUAGAUCUGACCGUAGUAGACACAUGAGUGAUAAAGGACGACGAUCAUCAUACGAUGAUAGGAGGCAACGAGAAAGCAGUCAUAGAGACAGAGACAUAAAAAGGAGUCGAGAUGACGAGAGAAAAUCUCGUGAUGAUGAUAAAAAGAAGGAAAAGAGUUCAUUGGGAUCAAGCAGGGAUGAGAAGAAUGACGACAGGGAAAAAAAUGAUAAGGAUCAUCAUUACCGCGAUGAUCGAAGGGAUCGUAAUCGUGAUAGAAAUGAUAGAGAUAGACGUAGGGAUAGGGACAGAGAUCGAGAUCGUCGACAUGCUAGAGAUGACAGAUCAAAAGAUCGGUACCGGGACGAUCGAACUAGUUACCAUAAAGAAAAAGAUCGUACGAGAUCAAGAUCUAGAUCAAGGGAUCGAGCUCCACCACCUUUCCGAACGAUGAGCUACAGGGAAGAGAAAGGUAGAAACAAGUUAGCUCAAUUGGAGAAACUAGGAAUUGAACUUAAAGCACCGGAAGGAGACACGGGUACACCAGGCAUACAAAAUGAACAGAAUUAUUAUAAUCCAUUAACCACAGCUACACAAGGAAAAUACGCGGAACAGAUACAGAAGAGGAAACUUUUAUGGGCAAAUAAAUCGAAACAAGACGAAGGCAAAACAUCUACAGCAGCUUCUACUGCAAAUACUUGGGUGGGGACAACGUUCACUCAUGAUCAAGAUGGUAAAGUAACAGCGAAGUUUAAGCGAUUGAUGGGCAUUAAAGAUGAUUUACCAACUACACCGGCAGCAGGUGCUAAACCUGAUAUAUUAAAGAAGCAAGAAGAAAUGUUUAAUAAUAUGGAGCAACAAUAUGAAGUAGCUCGUGCUACUACACACACUCAGCGUGGUGUUGGACUUGGUUAUGCUACUGGUGGCUAUCAAUUUCCUCGAUAAAAUGCGAUGAAACUUUGAACGACGACGAAUUACGAUUAAUGACGCCAGCACAGGUGCAACUCGAUUUUUGUCUGUUGAUUUUACAAUUUCGUCAGGUCGAUUAUGGAACAGAGUUAUUAUUUUGAAAUCGUUAUAAAUAGAAACUAUAGAUUAAUUGCAAAGCUUAUAAAAUAAAGAUUUGAAUAAUCUUGUUCCACAGUUAUGUAAUUAUAUUGUAAACACGAAGAAAAAGAAAAAAAUAAAUCUACUAAGAACAUGGAAG
Messenger RNA from Eufriesea mexicana, 1699 nucleotides. Its product is annotated as arginine/serine-rich coiled-coil protein 2. NCBI's taxonomy places the organism in Eukaryota, Metazoa, Arthropoda, Insecta, Hymenoptera, Apidae. The transcript has 6 exons. The record is from RefSeq and is a predicted model, not a curated record. The coding region runs from base 118 to 1437 and encodes 439 amino acids.